This is a messenger RNA of Protopolystoma xenopodis, 346 nucleotides long. Lineage: Eukaryota; Metazoa; Platyhelminthes; Monogenea; Polystomatidea; Polystomatidae. The record is from the annotation of a GenBank genome assembly.
UGCGCUAAUUAUAACAUGGGAUUUGCUCCUGAUGAAGAUACUAAAUGAGAAAACGGUUUUGUAUUAUUUUAAACAUGAGCGCCACGAUAAGGAAGGAACUCUUUUUAAAACUAGAUUGCAAAAAAAGAAUCACUUUAAAAAGAGAUAUUUUGUCUUAUGUGGAAAUAUCCUUGCCUAUUACGAGCGAAGGUCUGACGUUGAACCUUUAGGCGUCAUCUUUCUUGAGGGGCACUCUAUUGAAAUGGUGGACGAUCUUACUUUUGCUCUUAAGUUUCCUUUCAUUAAGGAAAAGGGAAGAGAUUAUUACCUUCGAGCGGAAUCACCAGAACUCCUUAUGUCUAUAUAG